Molecule: messenger RNA, 738 nt
Organism: Helianthus annuus (common sunflower)
Lineage: Eukaryota; Viridiplantae; Streptophyta; Magnoliopsida; Asterales; Asteraceae
Exons: 1
Coding region: 1-738 (245 amino acids)
Source: RefSeq, a predicted model, not a curated record
AUGGUUGACUCUAGUGGUAAUUGGAGGUGGCCGGUUGCUUGGUAUGAUCUUUUCCCAGUUCUUUUAAAUCUUCAUAUUCCGGUUCUUCAUGACAUGCAGGAUCGGCUGAUUUGGAUUAACUCUGAAGGAAAAUCAUGUCACUACUCUUCGUGGGAGGUCUGGAACAAUAUUCGGUAUCGUGAGAAUGUCGUUUCUUGGAAAAAUAUGGUUUGGUUUAAACAAUGCAUCCCAAGGCACUCGUUUCAUUUGUGGAUGGUCAUUAGAAAUAAGUUGAAAACUCAGGAUAGAAUGUCCAUUUGGGAGGCGGGUAGUGCUACAAACCUGAAUCUCAUGUGUUGCCCGUUAUGUCAUCAUGACCGGGACUCGAGGGAUCACCUAUUUUUUGAAUGUUUGUAUUCUAAGGUGGUUUGGGUUGGCAUUAGGGAAUUGGCGAAUAUGGGCGAUGUUAAUUACCGAUGGGAUGACAUAAUGAAUUGGAUGGAUCAAAACUCCACUAGUCAGCCAGUCAAUGUUGUGAGCAGAUUGGUGGUUGCAGCGGCUUCCUACUACGUGUGGCAAGAACGGAACUCUAGGCUCUUCACUCGGAAUCAACGUACGGCGAUAGUCUUAUCUCAGGAGAUCAUUAAAACUGUUCGUAUGCGGCUCAUGACCUUCAAAUUCAAACAGGGAUUUGCGAAUAGAAGUCUCCUUCAGAAGUGGAACAUUCCUAGCAGUAACUUGGAUAUUGAUCCUGGCUAG